Molecule: messenger RNA, 2180 nt
Organism: Engraulis encrasicolus (European anchovy)
Lineage: Eukaryota; Metazoa; Chordata; Actinopteri; Clupeiformes; Engraulidae
Product: zinc-binding protein A33-like
Exons: 7
Coding region: 98-1501 (467 amino acids)
Biological process (GO): protein ubiquitination
Cellular component (GO): cytoplasm
Molecular function (GO): zinc ion binding; ubiquitin protein ligase activity; protein binding
Source: RefSeq, a predicted model, not a curated record
GAAUUGAGUAACAGACAGCUGCUGUGUUCAACACGACUCCUGCAGAACUGCUCUGAAAAUACACAUAUUCUCAACCUGACUGAAGACAGAGGACGAAAUGGCCUCUAAACUAGAUGAGGACCUCACUUGUCCUGUGUGCUUUGACAUCUUCAAGGACCCUGUCAUCAUCUCCUGUAGUCACAGUUUGUGUAAGGCCUGUCUGCAGCAGUUCUGGAAGACCAAGGGGUCCAGAGAGUGUCCAGUCUGCAGGAGAAAAUCAUCAAAAGACAACCCUGUAGUUAACCUUCACUUGAAGAACCUGUGUGAGACCUUCUUGCAGGACAAGAGUCAGAGAACUUCCGCGGGGUCAGAGGUGCUCUGCAGUCUGCACAGUGAGAAACUCAAGCUCUUCUGUCUGGAGGAUGAACAGCCUGUGUGUCUGGUGUGCCGAGACUCAAAGAAACACAGAGGACACACCUUCAGUCCCAUUGAUGAAUCAGCAACAGAUAUGAAGGAAGAACUCAUGAUUAAACUGGAGCCCCUGAGAAAGAAGCUGAAGACAUUUGAAAAAGUUAAACUCAUCUGUGACCAAACCGAAGCUCAUAUUACCAAUCAGGUCCAGCACACAGAGAAGCAGAUCAAGCAGGAGUUUGAGAAGCUUCACCAGUUUCUACGAGAUGAAGAGGCUGCCAGGAUAGCUGCACUGAGGGAGGAAGAGGGGAGGAAGAGUCAGAUGAUGAAGGAGAAGAUUGAGAAGAUGAGCAGAGAGAUCUCAUCUCUUUCAGACACAAUCAGAGCCAUAGAGGAGGAGAUGGAAGCUGAUGAUGUCACAUUCCUGCAGAACUACAAGAAUGCACUGAGAAGAACCCAGUGCACACUGCAGGAUCCAGAGAGGCUUUCAGGAGCUCUGAUCAAUGAGGCAAAGCACCUGGGCAACCUGAAAUUCAGAGUCUGGGAGAAGAUGCAGGAGAUUGUUCAAUACACUCCUGUCACUCUGGAUCCCAACACCGCACACCCAGAUCUCAUCCUGUCUAAUGACCUGACCAGUGCAACAUGUGGUGGGAGACGGCAGCUUCCUGAUAAUCCAGAGAGAUUCAACUGGGCUCUCAGUGUGCUGGGCUCUGAGGGCUUUAACUCAGGGACACACUGCUGGGAUGUGGAGUUUGGGGAUAAUAGAGACUGGACCGUGGGUGUGAUGACAGAGUCUUUCCCAAGGAAGGGAGACUUCACCUCCAUGAGCGGACGAUGGCUUGUGACGUAUAGGGGUGGUAAAUAUAGAGCACGUGCCCUACCACAGCCUGACACGUUCCUCACAAUCCAUCAGAAACUCCAGAGGAUCAGAGUGCAGCUGGACUGGGACAGAGGAAAGCUGACAUUCUCUGACCCUGAUAGCAACACACACCUAUUCACGUUCACACACACUUUCACUCAGAAAGUGUUUCCCUACUUCUUGUGUCUGUGUGAACCUGGCUUAAGAAUCCUACCAGUGAGGACUGCAGUAACCAUAGAACACCAUAAAUAAGACCAUAAAUGUGAGUGUGUAUGUGUGUGUAUAUGUACAAGUAUAUGUAACUGAGGGCUUCCUACGCAGUCCACCACACAGGUCUCGUGACUUUCCAGUUUGCGCUCCCAUUCUAACUCUACUGGUUGGUAACCAUUAGCCAGGCCGUGCCCUCCUAGUGACGCAACAGCUUCAGCGUUGCUAUCAGUCAGGUCAAGAGUCAAUGCAAGUACUUUCUGAGUUCCCGCAAAUACGGGAACUCCUCCCACUUUGUUGGAAAGCAAACAAUCAUGAGCAAACGAAGGGUGGCCAUUUGGAAAAUGCCGUUUGGGAAAUGUUCAUUGUUAAGCUCUUGGUCAGACCAAGUCUCGAAGAGAUUUGAAAGUCUAUGAUAAUCAGGCUAGGUAUCCAUUACAUUAACCCCCUAACCACUCACCAUCUUUUCAUUCUUUUCAUUUGUCGUUGGCUUCAUAUCAGUCAUAUUAUGUCAUGUUUUGAAAAUUAAAAAAUACAUGUAAAGAUUUGACAGUGUAGUGUGUGGAUUUAUGGCUAUGGCUUUGUGAAGUGUUGUGUCUUCUGAAUAAAAUGUGAUAUUACACUCAAGGCGUUUUAUAGUGAUAUUUGAAUGGUAUUUCUCAUUUCAGCCUAUGGUGGGUGUUAUAUGAUGUGUAAUAUUCCACAUAAGAGUCUGUAAUGUAAU